AUGUCGCCGCCGGCCGUUCUGGUCGCGGACGGCGCCAUCUCCCCGCACGCUCCUCCUUCCGCGGCCGCCUUCCUCGAGUCCACCACGGGCGCCUACACCACCGCGCGCGCAUCCUCCGCCGGCCUCCUCUGGUGGCCCCGACACCUCCUCCGGCUCGCCGACUCCGCGCGCAUCCUCGCCCACUCCCACCCCCACCUCCUCGGCCUCCCGGUCCCUCCGCAACGUACCCUCUCCACAGCCUCCCUCGAGCCUCUCGUCAACCAGUCCGUGCGGGUCGGCGUCCGCGAGAUGCGGAGGAGGAUGCUGGCCUGCUCGGGGCAGGACAUGGCGCUCACGGCGUUGGUCAGAGCUGGUGGAUCGCCGGAGGAGCUCGAGGUAUGCGUCCACCUGGGCGUGUAUGUGCCGCCGAUGUUCGGAGGCGCCGGGGCGAGGCUUGCCGUUGCGGGGAGAGGAAGGGAGGCUGCCGCUGCCAAGUACGCGCCCUGGGCUAGGAUGAGGAAGAGUAUGGAGAAGAUGAGGCCUCCCGCAGCCACGGAGCUCUUGCUGACCAAUGACGGGGAUCAUAUUCUUGAAGGCAGCAUUACAAACUUCUUCGUUGUUUGCUUAAAGGAGGAACAUCAGUCAAAUGAACCCUUGUCUGUUCAAACAGUGAUGAAUAGGUUUGAAGUACAAACAGCUCCACUAAGUGACGGCAUUCUCCCUGGAAUUAUGCGCCAGAUAGUGAUAGAGGUAUGCCAUGAUCUAGGGAUCCCUGUACGUGAGGUCUCACCGUCAUGGUCCGAUCGUGGAAAUUGGGAAGAAGCCUUCAUUACAAGUAGCUUAAGGCUUAUCCAGCAUGUGGAUACAAUUCAAGCACCUUUACUAUGGGAAGACAUAGAAACCAAAACCUGGAGCGAUAUAUCUUGGGUGAUGAAACAAUUUCAGGGCGCUGGAUUCAUCACCACACAGAUACAGAGGAAAAUAUCAGAGAGAGCAUUGAUGGAGGAGUAUGAUACAAGCUAUCUCUUGUGAGUUCUGAAUGUUGUCAUUAUUGCUGGGUGAUGGGUCCCCUGGCUUCACCAUCAUUUGUUCUUCA
Lolium rigidum is the source of this 1075-nucleotide messenger RNA. RefSeq lists its product as uncharacterized. The transcript is spliced from 6 exons. Lineage: Eukaryota; Viridiplantae; Streptophyta; Magnoliopsida; Poales; Poaceae. The record is from RefSeq and is a predicted model, not a curated record. Bases 1 to 1011 code for a protein of 336 amino acids. Gene Ontology annotation, molecular function: catalytic activity.